Molecule: messenger RNA, 4240 nt
Organism: Patiria miniata (bat star)
Lineage: Eukaryota; Metazoa; Echinodermata; Asteroidea; Valvatida; Asterinidae
Exons: 3
Coding region: 222-767 (181 amino acids)
Source: RefSeq, a predicted model, not a curated record
GCGUACACACAAUGCAUACACUAGUCUCUGCUCACACUUUAUUACCCACCCCUCCCUGGGAGUAGUAGUCCAACCACCGUAGCGCAGUGUAGACAGCGUAGCGAACGUUCCACCCUGCAUGCCGCGUUAGAGAUAAUAUCGGCUCCAUCAUUCAUCUGGCAUCAUCAUUGUAGUAACUCUGCCGUUUCUCAGCUUGGGAUUUAGAAUAUUAUAGACCCGACAUGACGCUACUGUUUAACUGGCCAAGGCGGACCCCUUACCUGAACCAGCUGGACCGGGCCCAGAGGGACUCCCGCCUGGGUCUACCAUGCGACGGUCGCUGUCAUUCCCAGCACCGACCCACCUACGCCCCGACCAUCAUGCGUUCCUUCACCGCCCCGGCCGCCAUCGUGGCUCCCAGCGCGCUGGGCCUGUGCACGGACCGUCCCGUGGCCGGCGGACUCUGCCCCGUCUGCCGGUCCGGUAUCGUCAACGGAAACCGUACCUCUGGACUCUUGUGUUGUAAGAUAAACCACAGUCCGGCCUGUCCUUCGUGUGGUGUGGUGUUCGACGACGUCGACGACGAGCGAGUUGAGCACCGAUCUGCCACAAACGACAACACCAGCAAGCAGGGGUCAAACCAGCAUGUCAAAGGUCAACGGACUAAGGCCCCCAAGGGAGGCCACACCAAAAAUAAUAGACACCAGCAGGACCUGUUGCUCAAACCCCAAAACGUGGAACUUACUAGCGCCAAGAAAAAGCUCUCUGGGAAAAAGACGGAUAAAUGAAAAGGAAAAGAGGGUGAUCAAUGUUGAAACGUAAGAAAUUUAUUGGAUGCAUUCAAGCGAGCGUCUUGCUCGCACGCAAAGUUGCCAGCUCCUCCCCGGCAAGUUGUCAGCCAAACACGGAAGGAUGUUUGCACGAGUGAAAAAUUGAUGAAUUGCAAGAUACAGGGUGUGAAAUGAUGCAACUAUAUUCAUAGGUGCACUCAAACAAAAAAAAUCUGUUGACGUGAUGAUAUGCCAUGUCGAAGGGUAUAAGCGCUUCAUCAUUACGAUUCAUGUCACUUGGCGAGACAGAAUUUCUUUGCUUGUCGUGUGCAUCUCGCAAGACAUACAUCACGUCCCCAUCGACUGGAAUGUCGUCAUGUGUCACAUGGUUGAAAUGGACGUGCACACGCAUGGGAGUAGGCAUCACCAAGGCAACAGGAUUUCUGGGCAGUCGUAAUCUGAAUUGAGGUGGAAAUGGUAUGCUGAAGUUCAUGAGAUAUAUUCUCCAUACACGAUAUUCUAAGGAUACAUUUUGUACAGCACCAGCAUAUGGAACCAACACAAAUAUGAGGGUUUUCCAGCAAGCUUGAGAGCUAGAUAACAGUAAAAAGCAGAAUGAGGUAAAUGUGUGUUUAUUACAUUGCUUGUUGCAUGUAAAUUUAAAAAAAAUAUUGUUUUUAAAACCAAUGUCCUAUAUGGGAAAACAAGAAAUUGAAAAAUGCAUUGCUGUGCUACGCUUCUGUUUUCAACAUGUAAAUUUGGAUCAUUUUAUAAAUGAAUGUGUUGUGGGUCGCAGAAAAAAUUGAAAUCCCUACAUCUUGAGUGAUUGAAUUGUCUUGAGAACCAGGCAAACAGAAACAUGCACAGUGUAUUUACAAGUCUUUUGUUCCCCAGAAUUGGGCAUUAACAUCACACAGUAGACCUCCUGGUAACAUUUAAAUUUCAUACCAAAAAUGAUUUCUGCAUGUUUAAAUUGAAAAUGUUUAUCUAACAGCAUAUGGAUCUGAAAAUGGAGAAGCACAAUUUUCCAUAUAUUGCUUCUCUUUAUUGGUUGAAUUUCAAAUCCAGCAGGACUAUUAUGUACCAAUAGUCCUGCUAUGGACUAUUAUGUCCCAAACUGUAUUUGACAUUUCCAAGUAAAAAGUAUUUCUUAAAGGUGACAAAAUGCUCAAAAGCACUAGCAUAUUAUGAACUAUGAAAAUUGGCACAAACUUGUGCCAAGUUCACAGAAGAUUUGUUCAGCAGCAACAAGUUAGUGGUCAAUAUGUCACAAAAGGUAUCAAACUUAUUACUGACUGGCUUUACAUUUAUAUUUUUGCACAUAAGUUUGGUACACUAGCAUAUAUGAACUGUGAAAAUAAACACCUAAAUUGUGCCAAGUACGCAGAAGAAUUUGUCAGCAAAAACAGGUUACUGGUCAAUAUGUCACAUAAGGUAUAGAAGUUUUUAUUGACCGGUAUUCCCACUGAUAUUUGCCCAUGCACAUAUAAAUUUGGUGCACUGGCAUAUUGUGAACUACUGUGAACUAUGAAAAUAAACACAGAAAUGUGCCAAUACAACUAAGAUUUUUUGAAAAAAAAACUGGUAUAUGUCACAAAAGGUAUAUAGGCUAUUAUUGACUGGCUUUCCGCUGAUAUUUCCCUCUGCACAUAAGUUUGGUGGGCAAUGUAUUUCUGAUCAGCAGCUCCAUAUAAAAGUGGGUUUUGGAGCCAUUUUCAUGGCCCUGCUUAACAGUUAGCCGAAAGGUUGUGCUUACUAUAGCAGAAAAUUGUGCUAACCCAAUAAGCACUAUUUCAUGUGCUAACGGUUGUGCUGGCACGGAGAUUUCUAUUGAUACAUCAGCAAUUUAAGCAACUUUUCCCCCUGAGGUAAGCGUUGCCUGUUUACUGCUUAUGGUCUCCAUGAAAUAGAUGGCAGCUCUUGUUAGCAAAAAAAUUGUGUGCUUAGCAGUGAUAUGAAAUUGGGUCCUGGUUACUGAAAUAUGAUUCCCCAGACAUCCAAUUAAAUACUGCAGACACUCCCCAUAGCCAUACCGAAGGAGCAAUAUGUCAAAAAUACAGUCAUCUAUUAUCUUGGUCAAGCACUUCCACGAAAUCAGGUGCUGGCAAUAAACGCUAAAUGGCAAUUAGGCAAGCAGGCAAUAAGGAACACGCAAUCCAGUUGGCAUUCAGUCACUAAUUGGAAAGGCAAAUGCAGCACCAGUAAGUUAUACUUUAAAAAUCAAAGGUCGGGAAACCAGCCAUAACUGCUUACAGUUUCAGAUGAGGCUGUCAGGUUGUUUAAAUGAUUGCAUAUUAAACUGUGAUGGUUAAAAGGUGUUUAGCAUUGACAAAAUGUCAUAAACCGAGGAAGGUAUGUAGGUUGACAGGGGGCAAGGGAAAUUAUAAUCUUGUUGGUGAACACAGCAAUCACCUUUCAGUGCAUGGGUUCUGGGCCCUCUGAAGGACCCAAUUUUUUUCUCCCCUCUUUACGAAACCAAGGGUUCAACAGACUGUGGCUCAGCAGCCUAAAACCCCUAAUAGGUGAACCAAGAACAUUUUUCAGUGUUAGAAUUGGGAGGAAAACUACGGAUUAACAAUCAAAGAAAUCUCACGGAUUUAGGUGGGGACUAAAAACCCAAGCCACGUGCCGGCCUGGGUGGGAGUCAUGCCUGGGUCACAGGGGGAAGAUGGGGAAGGAACUACUGGGCUAAUCUCAUUUCAGGUUUUAAGAUAAUCCACGGAAGUGUACAAUUGACAUUUUCCAAGAAAAAAUCACUGGGAAUCUGAACUACCUCUGGAUUAUUCAAAUUGAAAGGUCUUCUGGGUUUUUUUUUAUAAUAAUGUUGAACUGGUUUUGUUUUAAAUGUUAGUGUUUGGAGCUGUUAAACACUGUUAAAAAAAGGGUGGGCAAAACACUGUUGGCAAUGUUAUUUGUCCAACAUUCGUAUGAAUUUGCCUCAUUGUUGGUAAAUUAAGGUGAUAAACAUGACCAACUAUUAAGAAGAAUUUGCCAGAGUGUUGACCGUAUUGACCAACAUUGGGCAAACUACCAACCCAUUUUUUUUUGUUAAACAGUGAAUAGGGCAUCUUCAAUAUCAUAAAAUACAUAUUUGCAUGCAAGUAUAAUAAUUUAUCUUAAUCACUGUCAGUGCGGUUAAUGAAACAUGAAACAGUUGACCGACAGCAUUAUGGAAUGAUUAAUAUUGAAGACACCUUGUGGAUGACUUAAAAAAGAAACCCGACUGACAUAUGGACUGACGUUGAUUGGACGGAAUUGAAAACAUGUGUGUGUAAGAUUGCCAAUUAGAGUCGGAACAAUUGCUGUUAAUGAUGAGGGUUGUAGAUAUCCAGAUAACCACACAGUCCAUGCAAAAUUAGUCAUGCUUGUCACCUGAUGGGUUUAACAGAGGGCAGCUACAUGUAGCUCAACCAACAGCACUUUCAUGCAUUUAAAGGGAAAGAAUGUUGCAACCUGACGCUGCUUUUGUCUUCAUAUAUCAUCUUAAUAAA